CAGCACACAGAGCCAGCAUGUCGUACAACGACUCGAUCGUGGCCAGGCCUUCAGGCGCACGACAGACGUGCUCCGAGACGACGGAGUCCUUUGUGCGCUUCUUUUCCGACUCGGGCGGCUCGCUCGACAAGCGUUGUGGCCUGGCCGAGUUCGCAGAGAUGGGCGUCGGCAUGGUUGCAGUCGCGCCAAUCCCCGAGGAUGCGGUGCUCUUCAGCAUACCGAGGCACCUCUUGCUCAGCGUGCGCACCUCUCUUCUGCCGGAGCUUUGCCGUGCUACCGACAGUGCGGCUGCACAGAGUAGCGGCUUGACGUGGGACAAAGACGUUGGCGUGGGGUGGCUGCCGCUCAUCACGACGAUGAUGUGGGAACGGUGGCGGACCUCUCCCGAGGGCAGAAGCGCAUGGGAGCAGCGACAGCAGCAGCAGCAGCAGCACUCAAAUGGGUCCCAAUCUCGCUCGCAAGAGUGGGGGCCUUACUUUGACGUGCUGCCCAAGACGUUUGACACGCCCAUGUUCUGGUCCAGCGACGAGCUCGAGGAGCUUCGGGGCACCACCGUCGUGGACAAGAUUGGCAAGGAUGAGGCCUCGAAGGACUACUUUGACAUCUUACUGCCCUACAUCAGGUCUCGAGCAGACAUCUUCUUUGGAAGCGCGAAAAGCCAAGAGGCGCAGGAGCAGAUGGUGAAGACAUUCUACUCAAUCGAAGACUUCCACCUGAUGGGCAGCCGCAUCCUCAGUCGGUCGUUCCAUGUCAAGAAGCCAGAGGCCGGGCAAGAGGGGCCCGUAGGCGACAUCAUGGACGACGAGGGUGAGGCCGAUGGCAACGAAGACGACGAGAUGGACGAAGACGGGCAGGACAAGGAUGACAACGACGGAGAAGAAGCGGAGGAGGAAGAAGAGGAAGGCGCUGAAGCCAUUGAGGCUGUCACGAUAGUGCCCAUGGCUGACAUGCUCAACGCUCGCUUUGGAUGCGAUAAUGCACGGCUCUUUUACAAGGAAGACGUCUUGGAGAUGCGAGCGACGCGAAACAUCGAGCAGAAUGAGCAAAUUUGGAACACAUACGGCGAGCCGCCGUCGUCGGACCUGCUGAGGAGAUACGGCUACGUCGACCUGGCGAAUGUCAACGACGUCGUCGAGGUCGCCGUCUCGCACCUCGUCGGCGCCUGCUUGGACCUUGAGCAAAUCUCUGAAGAGCGUACGAGGACGAAAAGAGAAGCAGAGCUGAUGGCUCGCGCUGAGUGGUGGGCUUCCGAAGGACUCGACGAGGUCUUUGCACUCUCCUACGCCUUUCCACCUUCGUCUCAGCCUCCACACCGCCCCGAGCCAGUGGACCCGAGCGCGAAGGAGCUCAAGGCGGCCGCAUCGGCGUUCUCCGAAGAGAUCCUCGUCGCAGCGAGGAUCCUUUGCUUGUCUGAAGAGAACUUCGAGAGAGCAAAGAAGAAGGCUAAGAUGCCGAACGCGCGCAUCGAAGCUGAAGAGCAGCAUGGCAGCAACAAGACGAUGGGCGUAGCGGAGCUUCUCAUCAGGGCACUGGAGAAGAGACGUCAAGAAUACCCGACGUCGAUCGAAGAGGACGAGGAGCUUCUGUAUGGCCAACAGAGGUCCGAGGUCAAAGAUCUGCGGGCGAGAAACGCGAUUGUGGUUCGGCUGAGCGAGAAGAGAAUCAUCGAGGACAACAUUCGCGUCCUGCGAGGAGCUAUCGAGCUGGGUAGGGCCGCUGCAGCUGAUGCCAAGAAGCGAACGACGACGUCCGAGAGCAACGGGCGGGCGGGCAAGAAGGCGAAGAGGUAGUCUUUAGAUCAACAUCGUUGCUGUACUUGUACCUUUGCUCAAUCAAUCUUCAUCAGCAUCUCUUACAUGGACAGAAAGCAUUCUGCAGCGG
Molecule: messenger RNA, 1881 nt
Organism: Acaromyces ingoldii
Lineage: Eukaryota; Fungi; Basidiomycota; Exobasidiomycetes; Exobasidiales; Cryptobasidiaceae
Product: SET domain-containing protein
Exons: 1
Coding region: 18-1790 (590 amino acids)
Biological process (GO): peptidyl-lysine monomethylation
Cellular component (GO): nucleus
Molecular function (GO): protein-lysine N-methyltransferase activity; protein binding
Source: RefSeq, a predicted model, not a curated record